Molecule: messenger RNA, 363 nt
Organism: Peronospora belbahrii
Lineage: Eukaryota; Oomycota; Peronosporomycetes; Peronosporales; Peronosporaceae
Source: the annotation of a GenBank genome assembly
AUGUCGGAUUCUCCAUGGAACGUUGCUCCUGUGGCUGGUCAGGAGCUACCUCAAGCUGCUAAGCCCACUCCCGCCCAUUCAAAGCAUGCCAAGAAAGAGGAGAAUGUGAUCUGGAAUGCUGCCCCAAAGCCAAACGCCAGCGCAGCCGAGAAGGUCAAGGACAAGACGCGAAAGGUGGUAGAGGACGCUAAGGACAUUACAGCAAAGGUGACGAGCACCGUGGAGGGAUACAAGAACGAUAGCGUGGCCAAGGUGAAGAAGAUGAAGGAGGAGCGGAAGGCGGCCAAGCACGAGAAGAAGACGGACAAGAAGAAGGCGGAGGAGUCUGCUGGUGCGUGCGGCUGUAGUUGCACCGUCAUGUGA